CCUUUUUCAUACACGUACACAAAUACACACACUGUUGUUCUUACGCAAUCCAUACCCUGGUGUCACAAUCCUCUGUACUUUCAGCUGACCAUACUCUGUCUCUCUCCUUCGGCCGAGAGCAAGAUGAAGGUGUCAGAAGUAAUCUGGGUCUUAUCCCUCUACCUCCAUGGGGUUACUGCCAACAUGGAUGAUGGUAAACUGUGUUACAUUCUGGAUGCGAUCCUGGUCCUCUAUGGAAUUGUUCUGACAGUCCUCUACUGUCGACUCAGGAUGUCCCCAGCACCAAGUGGAAAAUCAGGGGACCAGGCUGGAGCAGGCGAGGGCAUCUAUCAGGGUUUGACCCCCCAUGCCCAGGACACCUAUGAGACAAUCCAGGUGAAGAAGAUGUGAAGGCGUAAACUGGAUUGACCAGGACCAGAGAGUAGAUCCAUGAAGGCCAGGUCUAGAGCUCUCCCACCCAGAUCAGUUUUAGAGUCACCCCACCCAGACCAGGUUCAGAGUUACCCCACCCAGACCAGGUUUGGGCUGGGACUGAACCUGGAGGAACUCAUGGAAUGGCUGCCACUGUCCUGGUGAAUCCUGUUUUAUCACACUCCCUCUCCUCCCAAUCAACUUCUAUUUACUCUGUCUUUGAUUUUCUCAUUUACAUCUUUAAUAUAUGGGUUUAUUAUUGUGUGUGUAUUUACACCCUGUGGUUUCAAAGACAAUAUUAAGGCCAGUCAUUGAAAAUUAAAGAGAUUAGCAUUAAUUAAAAUACAGCAUCUCAUGCUCUCAUCGCUAAAGAUCAGGAAGCUGAUGUGGGUGAUCAUAAGUGUACAUAAGUGUCACAAGGACUUCCUU
Alosa sapidissima (American shad) is the source of this 840-nucleotide messenger RNA. RefSeq names its product high affinity immunoglobulin epsilon receptor subunit gamma-like. The transcript has 5 exons. Gene Ontology annotation, cellular component: Fc-epsilon receptor I complex. Gene Ontology annotation, molecular function: IgE receptor activity. Gene Ontology annotation, biological process: cell surface receptor signaling pathway. NCBI's taxonomy places the organism in Eukaryota, Metazoa, Chordata, Actinopteri, Clupeiformes, Clupeidae. The record is from RefSeq and is a predicted model, not a curated record. The coding region runs from base 124 to 390 and encodes 88 amino acids.